Molecule: messenger RNA, 192 nt
Organism: Suillus subalutaceus
Lineage: Eukaryota; Fungi; Basidiomycota; Agaricomycetes; Boletales; Suillaceae
Exons: 3
Source: RefSeq, a predicted model, not a curated record
UCAGGUGGCUGGUGGGCCCGUCCUGCGAAUUGGCGGAGCAACACGGACGUAACUUUUGCUGGUAUAUUUGCCAUUGCAUACGGAGUCUGGACCGUCAGCGCAGACCGUGAGGUCAGACACGUUCAACCUGAUCGACCUAUCCCGUCCAUGAUGUGGGCAAAACAGUACAAGGACCGAUCUCGGGAGAGCUGA